Psylliodes chrysocephalus is the source of this 3626-nucleotide messenger RNA. NCBI's taxonomy places the organism in Eukaryota, Metazoa, Arthropoda, Insecta, Coleoptera, Chrysomelidae. The record is from the annotation of a GenBank genome assembly.
CGCUUGUAUAAAUUGAGCAAAUCUGGGGGAAUUCGUUGGUGAUUUUAUUUUGUUGUUAGUUCUGGUUAAAAUAAAACGUUGUCCGUUUUAAAAUAAAAAGUUGUAAAAUAAAGGUUUGUUCUAAAUAAAAUAGAUAACAAUAUAUAAAUGCCAUUUUGACAUUUAAUAAUAUAUUUUGAGUGAAGAUUUGCGAUAUUAUAAAAUUCGCGCUAAUAGCAUUAAUUUUUAGUUGGCUACACUGCGCUCCUGUCGGUGACCAAACACCAAACCCCAAACUUUCUUUUUCGGUUCGCUUUGCUGUUUGUACGCGUAUCCUCCAUUUUGUUUAACCAAAAGGUUAAUUAUAUGUUUUGUGUAAUUAUUAACCCUUAAUGUUUUAAAAAAAUGAGUGAUUAUUCUGCGGUCGCUCCGCCACCACAACAAAAUUUUAAUCAGUCUUCAGCAUUCGCCGCAGCCCUCCAACGUGCCAAACAGAUUGCAGCUAAGAUUAAUCCGGGAACUACCGGCGGUGAGAAUAGACCGAAGAGGCCAUUAGAAGAUUGUACAGUAGAACCGGAUGCGAAAAAAGGACCUGGUUCCCUUGGACCUUUGCCUAACCCAGCCCCUCUGGGCAGACCCCCACAGAGUCAAAGUAUGGGGCCCCCUGGAAUGGGACCGCCUGGAAUGGACGACAUGAAAGUACCAGAUAAAAUGGUUGGAUUAAUAAUCGGUCGCGGAGGGGAGCAAAUAGCCCGGCUACAAGCAGAGACGGGUUGCAAGAUACAAAUGGCGCCCGACUCUCACGGUACGGGGGACCGAAUUUGUUCGUUAUCAGGUCCCAAAGAUGCGGUCGAGCGGGCCAAACAGCUCAUUACCGACAUUAUCCGGCAAAGAAGCGGCCCCCCCGGUGUAUCAGACGACGAUGAGCUGUCUUCUCCGAACGCUCAUUCAAACUUUCAAGGAAUGAAUAACAUGAGCAUGGGUCCCGGUGGUCCCGGCGGCGGCGGUGGAGGAGGAGGCGGCGGCGGAGGUGGCGGUCCAGGUGGACGCAACUCCGUCGAAAUCAUGAUCCCCGGUCCCAAGGUCGGUUUGAUCAUUGGCAAAGGUGGCGAGACCAUCAAGCAAUUGCAGGAAAAGAGCGGUGCCAAAAUGGUGGUGAUCCAGGAUGGUCCGAAUCAGGAGCACGAAAAACCGUUGGUCAUCAGCGGCGAUCUACAGAAAGUUGAGUACGCCAAGCAAUUGGUCUACGAUCUGAUAGCCGAGAAGGAAAUGAAGAACUUCAGUAGAGGUGGUGGCGGCGGAGGAAGAGGCGGUCGUGGAGGAGGAGGGGGCGGAGGAUCCAACGACGGGUACAACGAUUUCGGUGGUGGCGGCGGUGGAGAUCAAAUGGAGGUGUUGGUGCCUAGACCAGCCGUGGGCGUCGUAAUAGGCAAAGGAGGAGAUAUGAUAAAGAAGAUUCAAGCCGAGACCGGUGCUAAAGUCCAGUUUCAACAGGCUAGAGAUGAAGGACCAGGUGACAGAAGGUGCUUUUUGUCCGGCAAUCCUAAGCAAGUUGAAAUGGCCCGUCAACGUAUAGACGAACUUAUAGACAGUGUUCUGCAACGCGACGGCGGCGAUAACGGUAUGGGCGGUCCGAUGGGCGGCGGUAUGAGGGGUGGUCGUGGUGGUGGCCGCGGUGGACGUGGCGGUCAUCGCGGCGGUGGGGGCGGUUUCGACCGCGGUGAUAGAAACGGUGGUGGUGGUGGGGACUUUGGUGGCAACCAAUGGGAAGAUAGGAGAGGAGGUGGACCAGGCGGACAUCAGGGCGGUCCCCCGCAGGACGUGACGUCGUUUACUGUUCCUGCUAAUAAAUGUGGUGUCAUAAUUGGUAGAGGAGGAGAAACGAUAAAACAGAUCAACCAACAGUCGGGCGCCUAUUGCGAACUAGACAGGCGAUCCCAGAAUCCCAAUUCCAACGAAAAAGUAUUCCUGAUCAAAGGAGACCCGGAUUCUAUCGAAACCGCCAAAAGGAUCAUCCAGGAUAAAGUCCAGAUGCCUUUGAAUUUCGUUUCACAAGGAGGCGGAGGCCCCCCUUCGAUGAGCGCCAGCAUGCCCACGGCAUAUCCCGGUAUGGCACCACAGGGUUACAACCCACAAAACAACUGGGGCAUGCAGGGCGGCAACUACCCUCAACAGCAGCAAUGGGGCGGUCAACCGCAAGGUAAUGAUACCCAACAGGCUCCACCUAAUCAGGUUCAAAUGAAUCCUUCAACGGGACAGCCCGAUUAUUCCAUGCAGUGGGCUGAAUAUUACAGGUCCCUAGCAGGCAUGCACCGAGAGGCGGAGAUGAUCGAACAACAAGCGAAGGCUAAGGCCGUCACUGGUUCGGCGGCUCCGGGUAUGCCACAGGCGCCCGCGGGAGCUGGAGCCGCCGCUCCAUCUGCAGCUCCGGCCGGACAGUCUCAGGCCGAUUACAGUGCGCAGUGGGCCGAAUAUUACAGAAGCAUCGGCAAGCACAAGGAAGCUGAGGCCAUCGAAGCUCAGAUGAAGACCAAGACAAGCUCGUCAGUGGCACCCGGAUCUGCACCGGCGGCUCCAGGCACCCAACCGGGUUACCAAGCGCCGCAGGGCCAACAAGCCUAUGCCGGUUAUCAACCACAAGCCGCAGCAGCCGGUUAUUACGGAGCCCAACCGCAGGCCCCAGCAGUCCCUGGCGGUGUACCUCAAGGAGGUUAUGGCUUCCCGUCCUACAACUACGGAGGACAAGCAGCGGGUGGACCGGGCUCGCAGGAUUAAUGCUGAAAAUUUUAGAAUGCGGGCCGCAAUUGUCUACUAAGAACUUCCAGAGAAAAUCAAUUUCUUAGACCUUAAGAAUAUUUUAAAGAACAUACAAAAUACAACCAGGUAUAUUUUAAAUAAAAACAAAAACUAGCUGUGUUUGCCCGAUAUUAGAAGUCACGUACACACACGCUCAUGCAGUUAAUCCGAGACAAUUCUGUUUUUCACCAAUUUUUUUUCUUUCAUCAUAUUAGAUAUAUUUAAAUCAAUCUUAGACGUAAGAGUUUUUUUUUUUGUUUCUAAAAUAAUGCAGUUGAUUGACAACAGUUGGAAAAUUGAAUUCCAAUAAAAACUUUUGACUAUACAUAUUUUUAUUUGCUUUUUUUUAAUGCCCUUUUGUAUUAUUUUCAUAGAUAUCUAUAUAUACAUAUACAUAUUGGUAGUAGUGCUAAAUAUAGGUAAAAUGUGUGUUUUUCCUUCAUAUAUUCUGCUCAUGUUCGACAUUUUCAUUUUGAAUUAGAAUGUAAGUUUAAUAUUAUAGGAGUGUUUUUAAGUAACGCCGUGUUUUCUUAACAAUGGAGACUGGAUCUGCUUUUUGGUAAGGAUUUAGCGCCGACUUUAUCUCGGAAAAAGUAACAUUUACCGCUUUAUUUUAGUCUGCAAAAAAUUAUUUGUUUUUUAACAUUAUUAUAUUUAGUACGUGCGAUCAGUGUUACUUUUUAUGUGAGAGGGUUAAACUGCAAAGGAAAAAAAAUUAAAACAAUUAGUUGUUAUAGAUAUAUGUUUUAAGUUAAAUUUUUAAUAUGUACUGCGGAUAAUAUUUGCUUCACUCUGUAUAAAUAUUAAACAUGACUAUACUUUGGUGUUUCUUCUUUGUUAUUUAUUAUGAU